AUGUUCAUUAGAAAGAUGUCGGAGAAAGAAGCAAUACCGCUUGCUGAAAUCAAGAAAAAUGAAGACCUGACACAUGCGAAUAACGGUACACGUAGCGGUCACAGAAAACACGGCAGUUCAGUGAAAUCUAUUAGUGAUACUUUCGUGAACCCACUUACGAGGUGAUACAAAGAUUCAAUACACAAACAUCAACUGUGCUUAUAUAGUAUCCUUACAAUGACAAAGUAUUUUGUAAUUUUUUUAUAUGAAAUUGGUGUCAACCCAAACAUUCGGCUAUUGUCCAGACCUUACUAGCCAGAGUGUAAACACGCCGGAUAGUUCUAUCAUUUCAGGUCCAGCAAGGCCAUCUCUUCUUCAGUGUCCAGUAUUACGAUACUGACUUAGUCUGCGGUGUUUGACAACGUGGAAAUGUGGAAAAUGUUCGGUUUCACAAGAAACUGAAACGAAAUCAUGAUCAGAAAACUGUUUAUUACUUAAUGAAUAAAACCACAUUCGCUAACCAUUGUAUCGCUUCUUUUGUGUUUACCAAAUAGUUCAUUCCACAGGCACAGUGUAUAAUAAGCGUCAACAAUUUGUUUCAGUGCUGUUCGACGGGGUGAAUCCUUCAAGUCAACAUUUUUCCAAGAGACAAAGUUAGAUGAUUUGGAUAUGAAGGAAAGCGACAGUCUUCAACGCAAUGUGUUUCAUUACGCUGUAUCGAAGCCGGAUACUUUGAAAACGUUACUGGAGAUGGUUGGAACAGUACGUUUAAUUCAAUAAUAUUGUUAGAACGACGCUAUAUACGGGCAGCUCGCGAAUGCAAAUCCUUGCCGAAUCAAUGAAAUAUAAACAUCCUUUGCAUUGCGAAAAAUUACAUCGCAUUUUUAUUGGAUUAAAAAGAUUUAUUUAUUAUAUAGAUAUUGAGUUUUACGAAUGGUUUAGUCAAUAAUGCUAAAACUCAUUUCACAAUGCACGUUAUUACGGUGGCCGAUAAGGGUCAUUCAAGCACAAAAAGUGAAAUCACCCCACGAUAACACGAAACACGCCAACAAAUGCGCGAUUCGCGCCACAAGUUUACGAUUCACUCCACAAUUUCACGCCACAAAGAAACCGCUGACCGAUCACGGUCUCAUAUCAUUAAAUUCACUUCCCGCCUUUUUCCGUGACCGCAUGACAAUCAAAAUGGUCUUAGUAUUCAUAUAUAUUACAAAUAUACUGCUGUGUUGAUAGAGCUUAAGGUGGCUCCCUACAGUUAUAGUCCAGUUUAAAACAUUUAUAUAGCUCAGACGUCAUCCUCGCGACUCGGCGUGGAAUCUUCGUGGCCCGGUAAAAAUCUUGAAACAAGCCGCGGGAACUUGUUUUUGUAUUUUUAUCUACAAAGAAAACGCCAGUUUUUUAUUAUAAUCCUAAACUUUUCAACAUUCGAACAGUACGUAUGCCGGUUAGCUAGUUUUUUACCUACCUUCUGUGUGUUUUUUUAUAUAUUUAAUACGUUCAGUACUGUAUAUUUCAUAUAAAGGCUCACAAUGUUGAACAGUGUCACGGACUGAAUUAUAUUUUAUACUGUCUUCAAGGCACUCCUGAACUGUCACUGAAACUAACGUAAAUCCUGUCAUUCAACUCAGUUCACAUGUAGUUUUUUAUCUGCUGAAUCCAAUAAAACUAUAAUGCAGACAGUUAUGAGUUGUUUUAUACGAAAAGUCGACAAAGUCUACUUGAAUGUUUGUUUUGAAAAGUUUUCACACCGAUUUUCACAGCAAAACUAAAUUUAAGAAACGUUGGAUAAGUCAGUGCGUUAUUGUGUUCUCAAUUUUUUGUAUUUUGAACAUUUGUAGACCUAUAUAUAUUUUAUUUGCAUUUCAAGUAAGUAAAAAAUAUCUGUGUGAUACAUGCAUACAAGCCAAAAAAUCAACGUGAAAAUUGCGAAAAAAGUUUCGUGUUCCUCACGCAUUAUAAUUUACGUACACGCAUGUGCAAAUAGUGGUCAUGUCGAAUCGAUAUUUUGGCACGUCAACAGCUUCAACUGGAUUUAGGACUAUUUUUCUCGCGUUUCCUUCGGUGAAAUUUUUUUAAACUUUGCACGUUUGCUAAGCAUGACGAUUCGCCAAACAUAUCAAAAUUUCAAGAAAUUCUAUAAGACAGAUUUUUUGUAGUCCUUAUUCGUGAAUAUCUCAAAAUCUGCCUUAUAAACAUCCCUUCAAAUUUCAAUAUGUCAUUCCUCUUUCAACCAUAAAUCUUAAAAAAAAAAUUCAGAAAAAUUGACCGAAGGAAAAAAAAGAUAUUGCCGUUUGAUUGUAAAAUUAGACAAUAAAAGUGCAAAAGAUGAAACGUCAUGGUUGCCAUGGCAACACUAACACUGUUCCUAUUUGUUCAUAUAUCGACAGCAGAAGACUUCUGAACUUUCCUGGAAAUGAUUAUAUUGCUCUGUCUUAAGUGUGUUCAAUAUAAAUUUGGUUGAAAACGAAGGUUACCUAAAAUACUUAAAAUUUUAGAAAACUGUAGCCGGGGAGCCACCUUAAGCCAGGGCCGUCCUCAGGGAAUUCUUCAGGGGGAUGUAAGGUCAAUUCAACCGACCAGUACCUGAAAACAUUUUUUUUGGAACAAAUUAUUUUUGGCAACCUCCCCCUCCCCAAAAAAAAUUUCGGUCAGUGUACCAUUUUAGGGGCACAAAAAUUUUUCCGGACAUGUCAAAAUUUCCCAGACAUGACAAAUUUUCUCCAUUUAUCAAAAAAAAUUUUCUAAAUUUCCGAAAAUUUCUAGAAUAUUCGAAAUUUUUGUAAAUAUACCUCAUUUUUUUCCAAAUUCAUAGUUAUUUUUGUAACGCCUCGCUACGGCCCUGCAACCGAGGUUGACGGAGAGGUUGACGGAAGCCAGGGCGAGAAAAUUUUUUCCGAGACCAACAGUACAACCUCUAACUUGUCCUUUGUGCGAAAAUAUUUAACCCAAAUAGCAGUCCUACCGACUGAAUAGCAGUCCUGCCGACCGAAUAAAAUUUCUGAGGGGGUGUCACACCCCCCACACCCCCCGUAUCUCCGGCCCUGGCUUAAGCAACUUGGCCAAUUAUCUUAUUGUUAUAUAUUUACAUUAAUCUUUGUUCUUGAAGUUAAAAUUGACUGCAUAAAAACAGUUUUAUAGUUGAUAUGAGCAGUUUGGAAUGUGACAUUUGUUAAAAGAUUAGUUCAAAAUUGAUAGUUAUUCAAUUUUAGUCUUUAGAUUGCACAUGCAUGUUGUGUUUUUACAGCAUGAGCUCCACCUUUGAAUUUACUAUAUGAGUAAAUUCUUAAACACGUCCGAAUUUAUCAUUAUGAUAAAUUCGCGGCACAUUUUGAAUUUAUCAUAAUAAUAAAUUCGCGGUACCUAACACUAACCCUAACCCCAACCACUAACCCCUAACCCUAACCCUAACUUUUUAACUUUUAAAAUUUUUUUAACUUUUUAAACUUUUUUAAAAAUCUAACUUUUUAAACUUUUUUUGCUUUUUAAAACUCUUUUAAAACAUUUUUAAAACUUUUUUAAAAACAAUUUUUUUGAAAAUCUUGAAAAUCUCCCCACCCCCGCGCGACCAACCUCCCUAAUGCUUGUGAUUUUAUGAUUAACUCUAUUGAUAAAUUCAAAAUGUGCCACGAAUUUAUCAUAAUGAUAAAUUCGGACGUGUUUAAGAAUUUACUCAUAUAGUAAAUUCAAAGGUGGAGCUCAUGUUGUGUUUUUAAUAUAAAAUUUACAAACAAUAAAAAACAAUAUUAAUUGUUGAAAUCUAUACUUGUUCACGACUAUAUGUUUUAAAAUUGUGUAUAAGUUCAGACCACUUUUCCAAUCAGUCAGGGCCUUUCUAAUCCUUCUGAUGUGCAAACACAGUUAAGAUACUCCUAUUCGAAAAAGUUAAAGAAUCCUCGAGAGCUUCUUCAUACUGAAUGCACUGGCCGUUGUCGGCCAUGCUUACGCUUAUUUCAUACCGCCAAGCAGCGCGGGAAAAGGCAGGAAAUAAUGAAUUUAAUGAGUAUUGAGGCCGUGAUCGGUCAGCGGUUUCUUUGUGGCGUGAAUCGUGAAAUUGUGUUAUGAAUCGCGCAUUUGUUGGCGUGUUUCGUGUUAUUGUGGGGUGAUCUCACUUUUUGUGCGUGAAUGACCCCUAUCGGCCACCGUAUAAACAAUCAGAAAACGGCGAAACAAUUUUCUCACACGUGAGAAAAAUGUUUCAUGUGACGCAUCAUUAAAUUCACUCACAUGCUUUGACUUUGUUUAUUUCCCUGUAACUAAACAUAAUUAUUAAUUUUAUUCCAUUGCUUUCCAUAUUUUACAGCAUGAGCUCCACCUUUGAAUUUACUAUAUGAGUAAAUUCUUAAACACGUCCGAAUUUAUCAAUAUGAUAAAUUCGCGACACCUCAGGUGUCACUAACCUUAAUACUAACCUCUUAACCCCAAUCCUAACCCCUAACCACUAACCCCUUACCUUUUUUUGAAAAUCUUUUAAAAUUUUAAUCUCUCAUUUACUUCACUGAUUUAAUUCGCUCGUUCGCUUUAUGGAAACAAAUGAUCGCGUGCGAAAAUACCAUAGUCAUACGUCGAUCAGAACUUCUCAAUGAAGAAUUAAUUAAGUCUCUAAUGAGUAUUUUCUUCCUUAGACCUGUUUCAAACAUCGCGCUUCUUAUGCGCCGAACGCAUUACAAACAAUAGAUAAUUAAUCAGCUGAAAUGUCUCGUUAUCUAUUUUUUCUAAUGCGUUGGGCACAUGAAAAGCACGACGUUUGAAACAGGCCCAGCGCUUACCGAAAAUAAACCAAUGAAACCAAGCAGGGUACUCUAUAUUCUAUUCUGAUAUUUUCUCACAGAAAACAUCCAUUCAAGACGCCCUACACCAAGCAGACCAAGAUGGAGAAAUGCCAAUUCAUCGCGCAGCUAGCAUUGCGAAUAUCGAGGUAUAUUAAACUAACAUACCAGCUGAAAAUAAAAAAAAUAGAAAUUAGAGCUCCUUCAAGUGCAGAAAGGUAUAUCCAAGACAGUUGUAUGACAGAUCUUUCAGUAGCCGGCGUGGCCGCGCCUCGUUCUAGGGCCGGCAGAUAAUUGAGGAAGAGCCAGCCAGGAAAGCCCUGGUAAAAUUGAUAACUCUCGGCAGCCAACUGCCGAGAAUUGUGAUUGGCUGAAUUUAGGAGAUAUUUAAGUUACAUGGUGAUCUGUUUGAACUUUAAAAUCCCACAAUACCUUCACUUAAUUGCUCGUUUUCAGUCAUUCAGUGCUUCUGGGACAUUGUCAUACCAAUUUUUGCUACACGGAAGAUUGAAUUUCUUGCAAAGGUUCCAAUGGAUAACUUCAGCUACUUUUUAUUAAUUAUCAUAUCUCCAGUUCUUAAGUAUUGAUAUGUGGCGGCUCACAGUUUCCUCCCUCUCUCCGCACAAUCUACACACUGGGGACACUUUUUGUUUGUUAAUCUUACUCUUUAUAUUAAAUGUUUAAUUACGGUCGGAAACGUGGGAGCAUAUUAUAUAAUAUAUAUUAUAUUAUGCAUGAUAAACACCGAGAAGGAGGGAUUUAUGUCAGAUAAUGAACCGAGGACGCGCUGCGUCGGAGGACAUUAUCUGACAUAAAUCCCGACUUUCGACGUGUUUAUCAUAUUUAAUUCUUAAUUGAGGUGGUUUUCCAACAAACUUUUGUCUGUUUCAUCCGCUUUAAAUGACAUUUUCUGAAUUCUCCUUCAUCUUUUCAGGUAAUUAAUAUUCAAGGUGAUUAUUAAAAAUAAUCACCUCGGUACAUGAAAGAAGACCGACUCAAUCAAGAAUUAAAUAUAAUAUAUAUUAUAAUAUUAUUUAUAUUAUAAUGUAAUAAUAUGUAUUAUUAUAUAAACAUAAGUGUUAUAUAGAGUUUUUGGCCGCUGAGAAAAAUCGUAUUUAAACACACGUAAAACUGAAUACGAUAUUUUUACGUGUGAAAAUAUCAUUUUUGCAAACACCAAUCAGAGAAAUUGUUGUAAAACGAAUUGGCACGGAUGUUUCAUUGUUUUUCAAUUUUGUUUAUAUAAUAAACAGAAAAAUAUAUGGGUGCUUGGAAAUACCAGAUUUAUUUCUCGUGUUGAACAUGAUAUCUCACUCGUUCGCUGCACUCUCUCGUGAGAUAUCAUGUUCAACACUCGAAAUAAAUUUGGUAUUUCCGCGCACCCAUGUAUUAUUCUCUAUUUAGGGACCGGUCAUAAAGUAACUGCUAGGGUGGGCCGGAUUGAUUUGGGAUGGGCCAUGGAAAAUCUUCAAUUAUUUUGUAUGUCCACGGUUGGGCCACCAAACAAAAACCCAUAUCUACUUUCAUCACUUAUUAUGAUAAGUAUAAUAGCAAAUACAACAUAAUACAAAUCAAAUAAUACAAAUCUAACAGGGCAGGGCUGUACACUGCACAGGGGCAACUGCGCUCCCUCCCCCCCCCCGAGAAAAUUUAACUAAUUUUAUAAUGUGAUUAUGCUUGUAACGGAAAUAAAAAUUUCAUGCAAACAAUAUUCGAAGUGUCUAUACAGCCGGCUAUUUAGUAAACUGUCACUUGUCAAUCCCGAUACUCGUCGAAUUUUCAAAACUUUAUUGUAAUCAUAUGAAGCAAAAGUUCUGUCACUUGUUGUUUUACACUUGCCAAUGUUAACUGUUGAGUAACAUACACACUGAACUAAUCGAGGAAAAGAGUCAAUCAUAUAUUGAAGACCACUGAAUAGUAGUCUAGUAGAUGCUUUGAAGGUCAUGAGUGAAGUAUAUAAUUCAAUUCCAAUCCUGUGCACAGUUAAUGAUAUACCACACUCAUGGGCGUACCGGAAGGAAAAAAAUAGGGGGGGUGGAAAGAAAUUUGCCCGACUUUUCGGGAUUGUGCCCGAUAGUACCUAAAAAAUUUUUUCCGGAAAAAUUAUUUCGGCGACCUCCACCCCCCCCCCCAGUCGCCAAAAAAUUUCGGUCAGUACCAUUUUAGGGUCAAAAAAAAUUUCCGGACAUACCAAAAUUUUUCGGAACAUCACGCAAAUUUUCGAAAUAAGACAUAAUUCACCACAAAAUUGACUGAAAUUUCGACUAAAUUGACAGAAUUUGUCCCUUUCAUUUUUAUUAUACACCAAAAUUGCCCAACUGUUGAUCGAAUAUUGCCCGACUGCCCAAAAAAAUUGGGGGACUACCGCGCCCCCCCCGCCCCCCCCCCGCCAUGCUGGGAGAAAUUCAGACGCACCAUCAGGACGAUGAUGUAACGACACAACUAUCGAUUGCCAAAGGAGCCAGGCCCCUGGGGGUAUGCGGGCGUGCUCUUCCAAACAAUCUUCAAAUUUAGAAUCUUUGAAACGCCAUUCCAUGCCCUUUGGGGAAAUAUUUUUCAGAAUUGUGAUGGAUUUGCACACAAAAUUGCUGGGGUGUCAUAACCCCAACUCCUCCCCUCCAACCUCCAAGGAUUUGCGCCCCCUGUACACGACCGGAAUGUCAUGUUACGGCGGAUCAAGGCUGAUGCCUAUUUCAGUAUAAGUAAGAAAUUUAAAGGUCUCUGCGAUAUUUCUGGUAUUUCUCAACGCUAAAAGUCCACGCUAUAGAGCAUUGCAUUGUUUGUUUCAUCAAUUGUGGAUAUUACAUUAUGCUUAUUCUAAGGUGGAGAUUAGAUCUAUAAUUCAGUGGAUAUUAGCUAGAUCUAUAAGUGACAUUAAUAUUUUUAAAUCAAAAUUAAAGACUUACCUUUUUAAAUUAGCCUACAACAUAUGACUCGUAAUUAUAAUAUGAAUUUUAUUUUUAAAAUUUUUUACUAUAGUUUUAAAAUAAUAUAUAGAUAUAAGACUUGUAACGGUCGAAUUUUAACACCAUAUAUAUAAAAGAUGUGUAAAAUACUGUACACGUAAUUUCAAAAUGUCAAGCCCAUAGAACAGCAAUGUAUAUGCGAUAUAGAAAUUUUAAUAUUAUUAUUUAUUAUUAUAAGGUGGUGAGUGGGUCAAAUCACGGCCCUGAAGGGUGUUUGAAACUGAUGAUUGAGAAUAUGCCCGAAAUGGCGAGGAAGUUAUUAGACAACUGUGUAACUACUAAAGGAUCGAAAGAAACUCGUAGUUAUCAAGUCAUUUACGAUUUCUUUUGCCUAGAAGAAACAG
Molecule: messenger RNA, 8052 nt
Organism: Paramuricea clavata
Lineage: Eukaryota; Metazoa; Cnidaria; Anthozoa; Malacalcyonacea; Plexauridae
Source: the annotation of a GenBank genome assembly